Messenger RNA from Spodoptera frugiperda (fall armyworm), 4051 nucleotides. RefSeq names its product BTB/POZ domain-containing protein 10 (gene mri). Gene Ontology annotation, molecular function: protein binding. Gene Ontology annotation, cellular component: cytoplasm. The coding region runs from base 177 to 1325 and encodes 382 amino acids. NCBI's taxonomy places the organism in Eukaryota, Metazoa, Arthropoda, Insecta, Lepidoptera, Noctuidae. The transcript has 4 exons. The record is from RefSeq and is a predicted model, not a curated record. Gene Ontology annotation, biological process: positive regulation of phosphorylation.
AGACAACAAUUCUAGAAACUGUCAAGUUUGUUACGUUGACGUUUUUGUGAAAAUCCUUUCUUUAUUUUAUUAGAAUUGUAAUAAAAUCUAAAACGGCCUCCAGUAACGGGUCGCCGUCGCGUGGACAAAGGAGCAUCGACCGUGAUGUGAAGGCUCGCGGGGACGAGCACGCGCCUAUGUCAGACUCGCAGACACAGGGCCCCGAGGCCAUGAGUGAACGACGUCCCUUUUUCUAUCCAGAUAGUAGUAGUGAUACGGAGGAGUACAGAAGGGACGAGGAGCGUCGCAAGCGACUAUCUAAGCGCACUGGUCCGAACAUUCGAACGCGUCCUACGAUGCCACCUAAGAAUUUGAGCACGAAUGCUCCCACACCAUCGACAUCGACGGCACAGGAGCCUCCGAGGAAUGGACAGAAGAGUCAGAUUCAGCUUGGCGAGGACCGGAUUACUCUGGUGGUGGACAAUACGAGGUUCGUGGUGGACCCCGCGCAGUUUACCGCCCAUCCGAACACCAUGUUAGGCAGAAUGUUCAGCUCUGGCCUAGAAUUCACCCACCCAAACGAGCGAGGGGAGUACGAAGUCGCAGAGGGCAUAUCAGCAACGGUGUUCCGCGCCAUCCUGGAGUACUACCGGCUGGGCAGCAUCAGGUGCCCGCCCACCGUCUCCGUGCAGGAGCUUCGGGAGGCCUGCGACUAUCUACUCGUGCCUUUUGAUGCUAAUACUGUGCGCUGUCAGAAUCUUCGAGGGCUCCUCCACGAGCUAUCAAACGAGGGUGCUCGUCGCCAGUUCGAGUCGUUCCUCGAGAGGCUGAUCCUGCCCCUCAUGGUGGAGUCCGCGCAGAGAGGGGACCGGGAGUGCCACGUGGUGGUCCUCCUGGACGACGACUCCGUGGAGUGGGACGAGCAGUACCCCCCACAAAUGGGGGACGAGUACUCUCAGACUGUGCUGUCCACCCCGCUUUACAGGUUCUUCAAGUAUAUUGAGAAUAGGGACGUAGCAAAACAAGUGAUGAAAGAACGCGGCCUCAAGAAAAUCCGCCUUGGAGUCGAAGGAUACCCGACAUACAAGGAAAAAGUGCGCAAACGACCCGGUGGGCGCGCGGAAGUCAUUUACAACUACGUGCAACGUCCAUUCAUACACAUGUCUUGGGAGAAGGAAGAGGCCAAAUCACGCCAUGUAGACUUCCAAUGCUUUAAGUCGAAGUCAGUGACUAACCUUGCUGAAGCCACAGCGGACCCAGUCAUAGAAUUGGACGCGAAUAGAGUAAGAGAGGACGAAGUACCAGAGCUUCUACCCGAACCAGAAAUCGAAGCUGAAGCCCAGUGAUUAGUGAGCCGCUCUUCUAGAGCGGUUGUCAGGAUGUUGUCUGCAUUAUUCUGCUGGGUCUGACAGGAGAACCUUGUGUGAGUGGGUUUUUAAUCAAGAAGUCGUUGGCUUACUUUUUUUGAGGUUAGAAGUCGUUGACUUAACUGUUUUAGAGGUUAGAAGUCAUUGGCGAAGUGUUGUUUGGAAGUCGUUGACUAUUGUGUAAGUGCGUUUGGCAUAAGCAAGUCCAUUUAUGUAGCUGUUUAUUAAAUUGGAAGUCAGUGGCAUACUUAUUGAUUGGAAAACGUUGAGAGAACAUUAAAAAUGGAAAUUGCAAGGAAACAGAAGUUAGAAGUCAUUGGCUAUUCUGUUCGGAAGAAUUAGAAGUCUUGUGAUUACUUUUUUUAAUUGUUUUUUUUGUGAAGUGUCACUCACACAUGGGUAAAUUGGAAUGUGGUUUUACUGUGGCAGGUGUAAAAGACUUUUGUACUUAUAAAUAUUGUUUACGGUUUUACGUGCAAUGGCGUGCAUUUAAACGGGUAUCUGACGUGCUAGAGGAAAAUAGCAGCUGUGUUAUUGUCUGAAGAGUCAAAUUGCUUUGGUUAUUGUCUGGUAACUGUUUUAAGAUUGUGAUGUGUAUUUUCUUUUUUUAUAUAAUAACUAUCGUGAGACAUACUAAAUUAAAUGAACUAAAAAUCAGAUGCCUACUGUAGGCUGCGCGAUGUUGCCGCGUCUGCGCACGUUGCUCAUGAUGAAGAGUCCCUCUGUGACUCGAAACUAGUAGAGCUUUUCUCCAUUAAUUUACGCGUGUAAACUGUGAUUUUUAGUUAAUUCUUAUUUAUUUUCUUUUUUCUGUCUUUUUUGUUGAGUUGUCCUAAUAAAGUGCAACUGCAAAUCAAAGUCUUGGGUUCAAUUCUCGUAUCGAACAAGUUUAGUAAUGAAUGUAAUGUAACAUGUGUUUAAAAUAAUUGAAUUUUGUAAUUUUUUCGAUAUUUUAACAUAUUUUUUUUAGUAAAACAUUAUGUUUUUUAAAUAUGAUAAUUUAAAAUUGUUUCCAAAAUAAGAAUUAAUGUUUAAUUCUGUGAUACAUGUUUGUGGACCCGUUUCCAAGCACGCCACUGUACACGAUCGUAAUAAAUAAUAAAUAAACAAUAUACUUAGUUAACCAAAAUAUACCGAUGUUAUACGCGUUCUUAUUUCUAUUUAACGAUAUAGUUUUGUCCUAUGUCUUUACUCGCUUUUCGUGUACCAAUAACAUUUAAAAUUAAGACAAAUGUUGUCGAUUUUUUAUGGAGUGUAGAGGUAAUGAGGUCAUUAUUAUUGCUUAUCUACUAAUAAUAAAUUGGUCGCUAGAUGGCAAUAGAUUAGCAAACUGUCAAUUCGUCCAAUCAGCUGUAGGUGUUAUUUUAGCCAAUUGAUGUGACACUCGCUGAUUCCCUAUUGGACGAAAAAACAGGAAGUUGUAAUAAAAUACAAUUAUGAAUAAUCAAGUAUGAAAUUCUGUGUGAACAGCUCCAUGUUCCUUGACCACAGAAGAGCUGUAAUGUUGUAGGUUGUCUAGGAAUGUUAUGCCGUAUUUGUAAAGAGUGUUCAAAUUAGCGCAAAGAGAAUAAUGCAAUUUUUGGUUACUGGGCCUAUUUCGCUCAUUUUUCGUAUAUUGUCAGUCAAGAUGAUAACAAAUACGUAGUUUAAAUUAAGUCAUAUGAGUUUUCUCUAUACGGUAUUUUUUUAAUUGUCUAUUUAAUUUUACUGUCUGGGAUCUACGUACAGUUUUUAAACAUAAACUAUGCUUUCUUACCUCUAUCCUCCAUAAAAAUGUUUGCCAUCUAAUAAAUUACACUGGCGUGCAAAAAUAUCAGCUCAUUCAUUAAGAAAAUUAUUACAAACCGCACUGAGACAUUCCUAUAGAAGAUUGGCCUGGUAUUCUGGCUCGCCAGUGUAUGCUAUAGUGUGUAAUAUGGCUUAUAACAUAUAUACAUAUAGGAUACACGUUUCUUCCCCCUUUUUUUAUCACGUGUAAGGUACUAUUUUAUUAAAAAUUUGGAAAAAAGUAAAGAAAUAACCACCAGACAUUUCAAAGACAAGAAUCGACCCCAAAAACCCAGAAUCGACCCCAAUAACUCAGAAUCGACCCCAAAAACCCAGAAUCGACCCCAAAAACCCAGAAUCGACCCCAAAACUCAGAAUCGACCCCCAAAACCCAGAAUUGACCCCAAAACCCAGAAUUGACCCCAAAAACCCAGUGUUUUGUAAAGUAAAAACUUCAUACACACUUUUUAUGCAAGUUGAGUGCUUGUAAAAUUCGAUGGGUCUGGUAAUUGAGCAUUCGUAAGAGUGACUUCUGAGUAAAAAUCCUUUGGUUUCUCGGUCGGGCAAAGCUUAAUUGUGUUUUCAGUUUCUGAAAUUAUCAAGAAUUUAUUUUGCCCUCCCAUAAAAUGGAUUUAAAUAACAUAACUGUUGAAAUGUCUAAUGAAAGUUCCAUCUAUCUUUACAUAUAAAAAUAUUUUGUACGUUUUACUUGUUUGUCCUCAACAAACUCUUUUAAUAAGAUAGUGCCUUACAUUUACUCGGGAUUGAAGGUAAUUAUUCAGAAAUCGAUAUAAAAUAUAAACUAAUGCAAAAGAUCACGAAUUGAAUUGUUAUUCGUAAGACUAUUACUGUAUUUAGAUUUUAUAAAAUACUUAGCGUUAAUUUGUACGGGACUUAUGUUAGAUUUUGUAUUAAAAUUAUACAUAUCUCCAUUAUAA